AUGCUAAGCGGCCCUUUGCUGGCUCGAACAACAAGCGUGGACAGAGAGCUGCUUGCGAAUAAGCUCCGAGCAAAUUCCGGCUCUGCAGCAGACUUGUCACGAGACCAGACGUCUGCGCAGCCGCAAUCUCAAGCUCAGCCUCAGCCCCCCGUUCCCAUCUAUGAUCCACCUGGGCCCAUCGCUGACCUAUACAAUAUCGAAUAUGUCCCGCCCAAGAAGCGCAUCGUCUCGCCGCAGCACCUCGAGCGCUUCGAAGGCUCUUCUGCCUUUGGCGAGAUCCUGGGAUUCGUUCAGUACUGCAACGAAAGCGUCGUGGGCAAGACGCUGACCAAGACGCCCAUCGACGAGAGCGAGCCUAUCAAGGCCAUUCUCGACAUCCUCUCGCAUGUGUCUGACCUCGUCAAGCAGACGCCACCAGAUACUUCGUCGAGCUCUCGAUUUGGCAAUCCCGCGUUCCGGGCCCUCUAUGCCAAGAUCAGCGAUCAGAGCAGGGAGCUUCACAAGUUGAUACCCGGUCUUCAGCGCAUCGAGGGAAAGGGCAAAGAGAAAUCGCAAGGGGAAAGCCACGACGCAAUCGAGGAGAUUCAGCGAUACUUUGUGGAAUGCUGGGGAAACCAAAAGAGGAUCGACUACGGGAGCGGAAUGGAGCUCAACUUUGUCUGCUGGCUGCUCUGUCUCGUGAAGCUCAAUAUUCUCGACCUGUCAAGGGAUGCACCAGCUCUCGUCCUGCGAGUUUUCUGGCGCUACGUCCAGGUCAUGCGCGAUAUUCAGAGCACCUACUGGCUCGAGCCCGCUGGCAGCCACGGCGUUUGGGGUCUCGACGACUACCAUUUCUUGCCCUUUUUGUGGGGAAGUGCGCAGCUCAGGGACCACAAAUACCUCCGACCCAAGGCCAUCCACGAUGCGGAGAUCCUCGAAGAGUUUUCAAAGGACUACAUGUAUUUCUCCUGCAUUCACUUUAUUAACAGCAUCAAGACCGCCUCGCUGCGAUGGCACUCGCCCAUGCUCGACGAUAUCUCAGGUGUGCGGACAUGGGCAAAGGUCAAUGAAGGCAUGAUCAAGAUGUACCGCGCCGAGGUGUUGCUCAAGCUGCCCAUCGCCCAGCACAUCUUUUUUGGCUCCCUUCUGGGCUUUCCGAGGGCAGUCGAUGGUGAGGCAGAAGACGAGUGCGAGGAAGACGGCGAGGCGCAUGAGGACGAGCACGGUCACGUUCACGCCAAGCCAAAGGAGGGGCAAGCCGCGGGCUGGGGCGACUGCUGUGGCAUACCGAUUCCGAGCGCCUUUGCGGCGGCAAAGGAGGAAAAGGAAAAGGGCGUUGGAGGGGUGGGAGUGAGGCGGAUUCCCUUUGAUUGA
This is a messenger RNA of Acaromyces ingoldii, 1353 nucleotides long. RefSeq names its product Phosphotyrosyl phosphatase activator. Gene Ontology annotation, cellular component: cytoplasm; nucleus; protein phosphatase type 2A complex. The coding region runs from base 1 to 1353 and encodes 450 amino acids. Lineage: Eukaryota; Fungi; Basidiomycota; Exobasidiomycetes; Exobasidiales; Cryptobasidiaceae. The transcript has 3 exons. Gene Ontology annotation, biological process: mitotic spindle organization. Gene Ontology annotation, molecular function: protein tyrosine phosphatase activator activity; peptidyl-prolyl cis-trans isomerase activity. The record is from RefSeq and is a predicted model, not a curated record.